Molecule: messenger RNA, 3171 nt
Organism: Anguilla anguilla (European eel)
Lineage: Eukaryota; Metazoa; Chordata; Actinopteri; Anguilliformes; Anguillidae
Product: myb/SANT-like DNA-binding domain-containing protein 4
Exons: 2
Coding region: 163-1302 (379 amino acids)
Source: RefSeq, a predicted model, not a curated record
AGUGUGGCAUUCCCACCUGUAACUUCAAAACGCAGCGGAUUUAAUAGGUUCGUUGGUGGUUGUGACCACUCAUCCACAGUCAGCAAGCUGGAUGCUCUCCUGGCCUCAGACUUCUCCAGGUUUGGCCACCCCUCGUUGGCCACCACGCUGGACUUCCUGCAUAUGAGCCACCUGAAACGCAAGCGGAAGAGCAACUACAGCGCGAAGGAGACGCAGGCCCUGAUCUGCGAGAUACGCAAGCGCAGGCACAUCCUCUUCUCCAAGCAGCAGAACACCGCCGUCAAGGAGCUGAAGCGCAGGGCUUGGGAGGAGGUGGCAGACUGUGUCAACGCUCUGGGCGAGGGUGACUUACGCACUGCCGCCGAGGUCAAGAGGAGGUACCUGGACUGGAGGGUGCUGAUGAAGAGGAAGCAAGUCAGAGCGGAGCUGUCUGAUCUCAAGGAUGAGAACGAUCUGUCCUUCAGUGGAGAAAAUGUGCUGAGCAGGGGAGACCCACCUCCGGACCUCAGUGGCUUCCCCAAGGACCUAGACUGUGAUUGGCAGAAUCUCUCUGACGUGGAAAAGAGCAGCUGCCACCUGUCUUCUGGAGCCAAGGGUGAGGGUGGAGAAGAAGAGUAUGAAGACUCUUCUGUGAACGAGGAAGAUCAUUUCCUGCUAAUGCUGCCAGACGUAGACGGGGAGGGGUGUGUACCGGAGGUGUUCUCUCGCAUCGACGAGUUUGGCUUGCGGGGUAGCGCCAAGGGCAGUGCCGCCCGUGGCUCGACGGCAGAGCUGGAGGGUGUGGGCGUAGCAGGGCUGGUGUUAGGGUUGGGUGGUGUAGAGAGCAUGGACCUGCUCAUUGCUGUGGGGAAGCAGCGAUUGGAACUGGAGAGGUGUCGCCUGCAGGUGGAGAUGGAGCGGCUGCAGGUGGAGAAACAGCGGCUCCUGGUGGAGAGGGAGAAGCUGCAGCAGGUGGAGGUGGAGCGCGAGCGCCUGCGGGUGGAGAGGGAUCGUCUGCAGGUGGAGAGAGAGCGCCUGGUCUUCCAGGCGGAGCGACUGCCGCCUGCCUCCCCCGAGGGCUGCGAGAAGGAGAGGAAGGCGUGGCAGCCGCCACCGCCGGCCCAGCAGCGGCCUGCCACCAGCCUGGAGGCGGAGCGACUACAGCUGGAGAAGGAGAGGCUGCAGCUGGAGAAGGAGACACUGACGUUCUUCAAGUUUGAGUCUGGCCGCCUGCAGAUCGAGAAGGAGCGCUUUCAGGUGGAGAGGGAGAGGAUGCAGCUACAGAAAGAUGGACAGCAGCUGGCACUCCACCAAGGGCAAUAGGACUGAAACAUGACUGGGGAAUCUGCAGCACAUAAACCUCCUUUGGGGAGGUAGUGGACGUGGAUGUGGACAGAGGUGGGUAACCCGGCUUCAAAGAGUAAAAAGACUGACCAUGUAUUUUCUCCAGCACCAUGCACUAAACCAGCUGAUUCUAAUUAGCAUAACUCUUCAGUAUGAUAGGAGAACUAAUUAUUGUAAUCAGCUGGUUUAGUGCAUGUUGGUGGAGCAAAUACAUGGUCAGUCUUUUUACUCUUUGAAGCUGGGUAACCCACAUCUGGAUGUGGAAGGGGAGAGAGUCAUGGGGGCAGAGUGUGGUUUACUUUCUUAAUGGAAAUGAAAUGCACAGUAGAGAGCAGUUUUUUAGCUUCUUCAUCUCUGUGGUUUCGGGCCACUGCAGUAACCUUACUUCCCUCAAACAAACCCCUCACCUUUCCAGUCAGACUAAUUCUGAAUGAUCAGGCCUUCUGGUUCGUAUAGUAUGGAAAAGCCUUAUAGCUUACCGCACUAGCUCUGUCCUUCAUGCAGAGGUAAACAUUAUUUAUUUUAUCUCAACCUUUUAUAUGUUUUUCUAGCUGUGCCCUUAGGCUUUGUUGUGCUAAUGUUACUGAUGCUGAAGUGUAGCCAGAGCAUGAUGCCAGCAGCUUGUGCAGGGUCACAUUGUUCAGAGGCUUGGGCACGAGGCCCAGUUCUCAGGAUGGAUGGCAUGAUGGGCCUUACACCAGGGGGCGAUGUUGCUUCAGCAGUCAAGCACAGGUGACAAGAAUCUGUUUUAUACUGCUCUGUGGCUGAUGUGUUGUAUUCCUAUCAUAUGGACCUGCCUCUCUAUUUACUAAGUACGUUUAAUUGUAACAUUAGUUGUAACGGAAAGACUUAAGGACCAUAAAUUGGUUUUCAGUCUGGACUACAUCCAUUUCAGUGUUGCACAAUUUUUGGGAAUUCUUUGUGCUGUAUAAAUGACGUUUUAUACUUGAUUAUAUGAUUUCCAUGUUUCUAGUUUUUCCCCAUAGUGCAUUACAAAUAAGCUCACUAGAUUAUUUUUCAAGAUAUACAAACCUCCGUAUUAUUUCUUGCAUGUUAAGUCCUCGUAAUUUUGACAUCUACGCAUGCAAAUUUCAUAAACAGGAAUGCGAUGUGGAACAAAAAAAUGGUUAUUCAUUAUGCAACAUGACUUGAAAUUUUCACUUUUUCAUAAAUUACAGUACGACAAUGAAAACUGUUAAUGAAUCGGCACAAAAAUAUUUACUUUGAAAAACAGGUAUGGAUUGAUUGUAGAUGAUUUUUUGAUUCCACAAGUACAGAUCAAAGGAAUGUCCUCUCAGCUUUAUAGAUAUAAAACAAUGUUUCAUCGUCUACAUGUUUUUUUAACAUAACUGUUUAUGCUGUAGUGGGUGUCUAUCAGAGCAUGUUGAAACUCACUAUUGAGACAUAAUUACACUCAGGAAGGAGUUUACUGACUGGGUUCAAUAAACAGUCUCAUGUUUUUGCAAUUUCGCAUAGCAAUUUGAGAACGGGAGGUUUUGCAUUGGUUCAACAUAGUUUGAGAAGAUUGUUUUUAAUUAUCUGUUUGGAUAAAAAAUGUUUGGUACUCUGGAUUGAACUGUAGUCUGCUGUUUGGUGGGGAAUCCCAGUCUUAACUGCUUGGUAACAUGGGUAGCUUUCAUGUGAUUUUUUGUGUCGGCAUACAAAUUUGCUACAUAAAUACUGCGAUCAGUAAUUUGUAAAUAUUUGUCAUUUAUUUUGUGUCGUACUGCCCUUUGUGCAUAAAAAGCUGGCAAACUCAAAAGACGAUACAGAUGUACUGCUAUUGAUUAGGCCCAUUUCAGAAAAUACAGAAUAAAAACGCCCCACUAUAGUGGUGGAUUUGUUGGC